CAGCCUAUGAAGCAUCUCGCGCCACGUGAAACGUAAGAGCAUUUCCUUCGUCAAAAGUGUGUCAUUCUUCAACAUGGAUGAAACGGAUUGACCUUCACGACAAUAUCGGUAGACGGUGGUUUUUUUUCUUUUCGAAAAGUUCUUUUGGUGUCGACGCGUUUCCGUGGCCGCCGGUCUGGAAUCGGGCUUCUCCCCAUUUUCUCUGUUCUCCCGUUCGGCUUGAGCGAGGAGGAAGGCGAAAUGGGUUGUUGCGCGAGCACGGAGAGGAGCGUGACUGCCUCGAGGGCGUCGCGGUGGCGAUCGACGGGCAUAGUAGCGAUGAGAGAUUGCAAAUUGAAGGUUUUUCCAAGUGAAGUUAUUGACCUUGAGAGAUCUGUUAGGACUCUUGACCUAAGUCAUAAUAAAAUAGUUGAUAUACCUGUUGAUAUCAAUAAACUCAGCAACAUGCAGCGCUUGAUCCUCGCAGAUAAUCUCAUCGAGCGGCUUCCCCAGAAUAUAGGGAAACUUCAGUCAAUAAAGAACCUCAUACUAGAUGGAAACCACAUUAGCAGCUUACCUGAUGAAUUGGGACUACUAGUGCGACUUGAGAAGCUAUCUCUGUCAAGAAAUCUGUUGUCAAGCUUGCCAGAAACUAUUGGGAGCCUACGAAAUCUCUUGCUGUUGGACGUGUCAAACAACAAGCUAAAGGUGCUUCCAGAAUCAAUUGGAAGCUGCUUCUCUUUGGAAGAACUGCAAGCAAGUGGAAAUUCCAUUGAAGAGCUUCCUUCAUCAAUUUGCAACCUUAUCCAUCUAAAGUCUCUUUGCUUAAAUAACAACAAUUUGAAUCAGAUACCUCAGAAUUUAUUGAAAGAAUGUAAAUCUCUGCAAAAUAUUUCACUUCAUGACAAUCCUAUCUCAAUGGAGCAGUUUCAGCAGCUGGAAGGGUUUGAAGACUUUGAAUCUCGAAGGAGGAAGAAGUUUGACAAACAGCUUGACUCAAACGUGAUGAUCAAUUCUUCUGGCCUUGAUGAGGGCGUUGACUUGUGAAGCCUCAAAAUUCCACAUGCAUCUUAUGCAAGUGAAUAUCAAAGGGUUUGAGAUUUCUCGUGGGGCCUCGCACAAGGAUAUCACUGGUUUUAAUGUUUUGAAGAAUUAUGGUGGGGAGUGUGCAGAAUCACUUGUUCAAUAAUUCUUUUAUCUUCAUCAUGCUCCUCAGUGAUCAGUGAUCCUAGGCGAUGUACAUUUAAAGUGGAUGAUACUAGAAGGUAAACAUGCAUUUCAGAUUGUGUCAAGUUUGCAAAUGCUAAUCAUGUAUAUUCUUUGUAUGGAGGUAGACUUCAUUUGGUUUGACAUUGAAUAAAGCUCCAAGUUAACAUUGGAUUAUUGUCAGAUGCAUCUCGUUUGCGGAAGUUUUAGUUGUUCUUCUGCUCUUGUAUAUAGCUGUUCUUUCAUUUGCUUUCAGAUUGUACUGUAUCUUCUGUAUGAUUGGUAAUAAAUGUAGGAAGCAGAACCUCCGACAGGGUGGGUUCAAAAUA
This is a messenger RNA of Nymphaea colorata (pocket water lily), 1514 nucleotides long. Its product is annotated as plant intracellular Ras-group-related LRR protein 7. The coding region runs from base 241 to 1026 and encodes 261 amino acids. The transcript is spliced from 10 exons. The record is from RefSeq and is a predicted model, not a curated record. Gene Ontology annotation, molecular function: protein binding. NCBI's taxonomy places the organism in Eukaryota, Viridiplantae, Streptophyta, Magnoliopsida, Nymphaeales, Nymphaeaceae.